GGGCGCGGCGCCCCCCGUCGGGCUAUAAAGCGGCGGCGGCGGCGCCCCGCAGCGCUGCGGUCCCGCCGGCACCAUGCGCGCCGCCCGCUGCCUGGGGCUGGCGCUGGCGCUGCUCUGCCUCUGCCGCCCCACCGCUCCCUGGUACCGGCAGGCGGCCGGGCCCCGCCACUACUCGGUGGGCAGAGCCUCGGGGCUGCUCUCCGGCCUCCGCCGCUCGCCCUACAUCCGGCGCUCCGACGCCGCCGGCACUGCCGAGCGCCGUCCCGGAGUGCUGCCACCCGGCUCGGCCCACCCACCCGUGGCACCGUGUGUGAUGGAUGUGGCCCCCGAGCUGCGGAGCUGCCAGGCGCUGCUGGGAGUCCCCGGUACUCUCCAGUGCAAAGCAGAUGUGACUUUGUCCCUGGACCCCACGGAGUGUGUGGAUGCCUGA
Molecule: messenger RNA, 430 nt
Organism: Oxyura jamaicensis (ruddy duck)
Lineage: Eukaryota; Metazoa; Chordata; Aves; Anseriformes; Anatidae
Gene: NPB
Product: neuropeptide B
Exons: 2
Coding region: 74-430 (118 amino acids)
Biological process (GO): G protein-coupled receptor signaling pathway; feeding behavior
Molecular function (GO): G protein-coupled receptor binding
Source: RefSeq, a predicted model, not a curated record